Molecule: messenger RNA, 2807 nt
Organism: Camelina sativa (false flax)
Lineage: Eukaryota; Viridiplantae; Streptophyta; Magnoliopsida; Brassicales; Brassicaceae
Product: receptor-like protein kinase At3g21340
Biological process (GO): protein phosphorylation
Molecular function (GO): protein binding; ATP binding; protein kinase activity
Source: RefSeq, a predicted model, not a curated record
AUCUUCCAAAACUAGGAAAAGAUGGAGAAGUAUUUUCAUGGAGUUUUAUGUGUGUUCAUCAUCACAUUUGCUUUUACACAUGUUGGGGCUCAGGAUCAAAAUGGAUUUAUCACUCUGGAUUGUGGUCUGUUACCUGAUGGGUCUCCAUAUACCAAUCCAUCUACUGGAUUGACAUUCACUUCAGAUUCUAGUUUCAUCGAGAGUGGAAAGAACGGUCGAGUCAGUAAGGAUUCUGAGCGAAACUUCGAAAAGGCUUUUAUAACUCUGCGAUAUUUUCCAGAUGGAGAAAGAAACUGUUAUAGCCUGAAGGUCACGCAAGGAACAAAUUACUUGAUUAGAGCAUCUUUCUUAUAUGGAAAUUAUGAUGGUCUUCAUACUAUCCCAAAUUUUGAUCUAUUUAUUGGCCCUAAUAAGUGGACAACAGUGAAUUUUAAUGGAAGCGGAGGUGGUCUGUUUGAGGAGAUGAUUCACAUGUCUAGGUCAAGCUCUUUGCAUAUUUGUCUUGUCAAGACUGGAACAACUACGCCGAUGAUAUCAACCUUGGAGCUACGACCACUGAGAAGUGAUACUUACAUUAGUGCCAAUGGGAGCUCCUUGCAACUCUUUUUCAGAGGUUAUCUUGACGAUUCAGUUCCCGUUUUACGGUACCCUGAUGAUGUCUAUGACCGUAGAUGGUUCCCAUUCACUAAUAAGGAGUGGACACUUGUAACUACCACUCUCAAUGUAAACACUACAAAUGGUUUUGAUCUACCACAAGGUGCAAUGGCAUCGGCUGCAACCCGUGAGAAUGAUAAUGGGACAUGGGAAUUCCCAUGGAGCUUAAAGGAUUCUACAACACGGUUUCACAUUUACCUUCACUUCGCAGAGCUUGAAACUUUGUUAGCCAAUGAGACCAGGGAAUUCAAUGUUUUGCUGAAUGGAAAAGUUUUUUAUGGACCAUAUAGUCCUACCAGUUUAAGUAUAGGAACUAUGAGCACACAACCCGAAUCGACACUGACAUGCAAAGGAGGGAGUUGCCUGUUGCAGCUAGUGAAAACAACAAAGUCAACUCUUCCUCCUCUCAUCAACGCUAUUGAACUUUUUACAGUUGUUGAGUUUCCUCAGUCAGAAACAAACCAAGAUGAAGUGAGUGCUAUCAAGAAGAUCCAAAUUGCUUAUGGGUUGAGUAGAAUUAAUUGGCAAGGAGAUCCAUGUGUCCCGGAACAGUUUUUGUGGGCUGGUUUAAAAUGCAACAACACUGAUAGCUCUAAUCCACCAACAGUCACUUUCCUAAACUUGUCUUCAAGUGGAUUAACUGGGAUGAUCGCAUCUUCCAUCCAGAAUUUGACCCAUCUACAAGAGUUGGAUUUGUCAAAUAACGACUUGGUUGGGGGUGUGCCUGAGUUUCUAGCUGACAUAAAAUCGCUCUUGAUCAUAAACUUAAGAGGAAACAAUUUUAGUGGUCUACUUCCUCAAAAGCUUCUACAAAAGAAAGGAUUAAAGUUAAAUGUUGAAGGCAACCAUAGGCUUAUUUGCACAGAAGGACCAUGUGUAAAUAAACCUGGAGAAGGUGGACAUCCCAAAAAGAGUAUAAUUGUACCAGUUGUUUCGUCCGUUGCUUUAAUAGCUGUUCUUGUAGCUGCAUUGAUUUUGUUUUUUGUUCUUAAAAAUAAAAAUUCAUCACGGAGUAAAGCAAAUAAUAGAACUUCAAGAUCAUCCGAGCCACCAAGGAUAACGAGAAAGAAAAGAUUUACUUAUGCAGAAGUUAUUGAAAUGACAAAUAACUUUGAAAGUGUUCUUGGGAAAGGAGGGUUUGCUAUGGUUUAUCAUGGAUAUGUAAAUGGUACAGAGCCGGUUGCUGUUAAAGUACUCUCACAUGCUUCAAACCAUGGUCAUAAACAAUUCAAGGCAGAGGUUGAACUUCUUUUAAGAGUUCAUCACAAGAAUUUGGUAAAUCUAGUUGGAUACUGCGAAAAAGGAAAGGAACUGGCGCUCGUCUAUGAAUACAUGGCUAAUGGAGACUUAAAAGAGUUUUUUUCGGGGAAGCGUGGUGAUGCUAUUUUAAGGUGGGAAACUAGGUUACAAAUAGCACUGGAGGCCGCACAAGGUUUGGAGUACUUGCAUAAAGGAUGCAAACCACCAAUUAUUCAUAGAGAUGUCAAAACCGCAAAUAUAUUGUUGGAUGAACACUUCCGAGCCAAACUUGCUGACUUUGGACUUUCAAGAUCACUUCUAAACGAAGGAGAAAGUCAUGUCUCCACGGUUGUAGCAGGAACUAUUGGUUACCUUGAUCCAGAAUAUUAUAGAACAAAUAGGCUGACAGAGAUGAGUGAUGUGUACAGUUUCGGGGUCGUUUUAUUGGAGAUCAUAACAAAUCGACCCGUGAUUGAGCAGAGUCGCGAAAAGCCACACAUAGCGGAAUGGGUGAAUUUAAUGAUUAUCGUAGGAGAUAUUAGAAAAAUUGUUGAUCCAAGUCUCAAGAAGGAUUACCACUCUGAUUCAGUUUGGAAAUUUGUGGAGCUAGCAAUGACUUGUGUGAAUGCAUCUUCAAUGGCAAGACCGACCAUGUCUCAAGUUGUUACCGAAUUAACCGACUGUAUAAAAUUAGAAUACUCAAUGGGAGGGAAAAGUCAUAACAUGGGUUCUGAGAGUUCUAGAGAUGUGACCAUGAUCUUUGAUACUGAAGUGAACCCCGUGGCUCGCUAGACCACAUAAAGAAAUUUCGGUUGCAUUUUAUUGUGUUUAUUUACAUAAACUAAUAAUACUGUUUCGUCAUCUCUUCAAUUUUACUAUCGCCAAAGAAGAUAAAUUUGAUAAAUUUCUUCACA